Molecule: messenger RNA, 1776 nt
Organism: Eruca vesicaria subsp. sativa (arugula)
Lineage: Eukaryota; Viridiplantae; Streptophyta; Magnoliopsida; Brassicales; Brassicaceae
Source: the annotation of a GenBank genome assembly
UUAACCUCAUUUCUCAGAUCCGUAGGAUCUCUUCGUUUCCAUGGAGGCUUAAAAACUCUUAAUAGAUAUUCCCUUAACAGAUCAGUGAACCUCUAGUGUAUAACAAAUCAUCUUUCUCUAAAAUUCUCUGUAUUUUUCUCUAAUCUUCACCAUCAUUAGCCUUUUUCUCCAGAUUUGGAGACGAGCUCAGACUCUGUGAUCUUCUGGUUGAGAAAGAAGUUAAGCUGUCUUGGUUUUGAUUAGAUACAAAAAGUGAUCUUUGGGGUGUAGUUAAGAAACUAGGUAGUGAAAAGCUUAUCUAAAAAUGGGAACUCUUAUCUUAGCUGAAGAACAUAGGAACCAGUACUAUUACGAGAAGAAACCUCUAGGUCUAGGCCAUGAUGGUUUUAGACCAUCUCCUUCCAAAACCUUCAGACAAAUCAAUUGCAGAACGUUCCAUUCUGGAGUGGGUUUGCUUCGAAACCCACCAAAGAGAACUCACUCUCCUCCUUCUCCUAAGUCAGUUUUACCGUCGUCUCUAGACUGCGUUAGAACCAAGCCCAUCCCUAUUGGCGAAAGGAGAAGCCUUUCUUAUUACUCUGAGCUAUGGGCAGGACCUACUUACUCCAACUCUCCUCCACCUACUUCAGUUCCCAUUCCUAAGUUCUCUCUCCGUCAAAAGAGGACGGUCUCUUUGACCUUUCCGGCUCCUGACCUUGAUGUUGAUCUUCCUGAAGUUGCCAAGUCUGCUCCGGUUUCUCCAACAUCUUCUGGUGGUAACCCUUUUCAUUGUACUGUCUCUGCAACUAUGACGCUGCGUCGCAUCCUCAAUAUUGAGACUGCUGAUGAAUGAAGAUCAAGGAGUCUUUAGGGGAACAGGGGGUUUAGGGUUUAGUUUUGUGCAUAUAUAAAUAAGGUGGUUAGUCACCAAAGCUGGUUUGAGUUUGUUUAAUAUGGGAAAGGAACACAGAAGCAGUCUUGGCUCAGAGUUGGUCAGCAGUUACUGGAAAUCCUGUGCAGAUUAGAGGUGUUACUGAUGGUGGGGCAGCUGGUUAAUGAGAAGACUUGAUUCUUGGUUUAGCAUAUAGGAUGGGUAAAAGUUUACCAAAAUACCAUGGGUGAUUGAUAAGUUCAUGUGGUGGUGGUGCCCUUUGUAUAGUUUCUCUUUAGAGUCAGUCUUUGUCCCUUUGGCUUCUUUACUUAAGUGGGUUAGAUAGCAACUAGGUUACUGUUCUUCCAAGUCUUACCUUUUGUUUAUAACUCCUUCCUUGUCCAUAUCUUUUCUUUCUUUUAACCCUUUCUCUACUUUCAUGUCUUGAGUCUUAUCUUCCUUUCUAUUUCGUUUCUGCCUAGCCUUAGAGAAGUAAACCUUUCUAGUCUUGUUUAGUGGUCUUCCUAUUCAGCUCUUUUCCUGAUUUUUUUGUAAAGGAAGAAGGGAAUAGGAAGUUCUUUCUUGUUACUCUCUUAGACUAUCUCUACUGGUUAAGAUUCAAUUCUGAUGAAAGAGGAUACUUCUUCUGAAGAAAAUAUAGUUCUCAGGUUCUUCUUGAUCCCACCUAAUCUGCUCACCAGGGACCUAUAGAAGCUGCUUCUCCGCUCUGCUUUUGAUGCUUCAUCGUAGUUGCUUUGUCUCUCUUGUCUUUGGUUAUGUUGCUGUGUUUACAGUGACAAGUAUUGUCUCUACGUAUGUUUUUUUCUUGUCUUUGUUUGUUGCUUGUGACAGUGUUGUAGACGUUUUACUAUCUUGUUUUGAAGGAGAUGUAUCCCUUGUUCCCUAUAAUUAUUAGCAUCUUUCUG